AUGAUCAAAAGAUCCCUUCUAGAAUUGCAUGAAAGAGCCAAGCCUGAUGAUAACAAAAAGUUGAUAAUAGACGGUUGUGAAGUUGCAGUAGUAUAUUAUCGUUCUGGUUAUACACCAAACGAUUACCCUACAGAAGACGUAUGGGCUACAAGAUUACUUGUCGAGAGAUCACUUGCUAUCAAAUGUCCCACUGCUGCCUUGCAUCUGUUGACAACCAAGAAAAUGCAGCAAGUCCUGGCGAAGCCUGGAGUCCUUGAAAGGUUUAUAUCUGAUGAAGGUUCUUUACAAAGAAUUAGAAAAACAUUUACGGGUCUCUACACACUAGAUGAGGGUAUUGAGGGAGAUCAGAAUGUCGAGAUGGCUCUACAAGACCCAAGAAAAUACGUACUUAAACCACAGAGAGAAGGGGGAGGUAAGAAAUGUUCAUCAUUGCCCGUUCUAUAA
Actinia tenebrosa (Australian red waratah sea anemone) is the source of this 444-nucleotide messenger RNA. Its product is annotated as glutathione synthetase-like. Lineage: Eukaryota; Metazoa; Cnidaria; Anthozoa; Actiniaria; Actiniidae. The record is from RefSeq and is a predicted model, not a curated record. Gene Ontology annotation, cellular component: cytosol. Gene Ontology annotation, biological process: glutathione biosynthetic process. Gene Ontology annotation, molecular function: glutathione binding; ATP binding; glutathione synthase activity.